This is a messenger RNA of Branchiostoma floridae (Florida lancelet), 1708 nucleotides long. Its product is annotated as GFP-like fluorescent chromoprotein dsFP483. The transcript has 7 exons. Gene Ontology annotation, biological process: bioluminescence. Lineage: Eukaryota; Metazoa; Chordata; Leptocardii; Amphioxiformes; Branchiostomatidae. Bases 131 to 790 code for a protein of 219 amino acids. The record is from RefSeq and is a predicted model, not a curated record.
UCCCCACACCUUGGCGAAGGGACGACACGAAGCCGGCCCCAUCUCAACUGUACGUCUUCAACUUCUAGAAGUCAACUUUUGACAACUCAAGGCGUUUCCUCCAGUGGUUAUCUGAGACGACACGUCGAAAAUGCCUCUUCCAAAGACCCACGAGUUGCACAUCUUUGGUUCCUUCAAUGGUGUUGAGUUUGACAUGGUUGGUCGCGGCAUCGGCAACCCUAAUGAGGGGUCUGAGGAACUUAACGCGAAGUUCACCAAGGGUCCCCUCAAGUUCUCCCCCUACAUACUGGUCCCUCACCUCGGGUACGCUUACUACCAGUACCUGCCCUUCCCUGACGGGAUGUCGCCUUUCCAGGCCGCCAUGCACGACGGCUCGGGCUAUCAAGUGCAUCGCACGAUUCAGUAUGAAGACGGUGCCUCCGUGACUGCCCACUACCGCUACACCUACGAGGGAAGCCACAUCAAAGGGGAGUUUCAGGUGAUCGGGACCGGAUUUCCUCCUGACGGUCCUGUGAUGACCAACAAGCUCACCGCUAUGGACUGGAGCGUGACCAAGAUGCUGUACCCGAACGACAAGACCAUCCUCAGCACUGCCGACUGUAGCUACACCACCACCGCGGGCAAACGCUACCAGAGCAAAAUGCGUGAAAACAACACCUUCGCCAAGCCGAUGGCGGCCGACAUCCUGCAGAAGCAGCCGAUGUUCGUGUUCCGUAAGUCGGAGCUCCAGCACUCCAAGACCGAGCUCACCUUCAAGGAGUGGCAGAAAGCCUUCACCGAUGUGAUGUGAGCAUCCAGUGUGUAACAUUUGACUGAAAACACCCUAAGAAGCAUCAUACAUUAUUUUCGUAAGCUUCUGGCCAAUACUGCAGUAAAAAGAAAAACGCCAUAUUGUCUUGGAAGAACUGGACAUAUCUAACACUUAUAAAACUUUUUCCAACCGGACUGAAGGCUUCAUUUACUUUGUUUGUAAAUGCUCAGCAAUCAGCUAUAAAUUUCUGACAUUCAUACUUUAACAAGAAAACACUUCAUCGACAGUGAAGGAACUGAUACCAUUUCCAAAAGCCACUGUUUUUACUUUGAAAGGGUGUUGAAAUAGUCAAAUGUAAAUCUGACUGGAUGUUUUCCAUCGUUUCUACGCAUACUAAUAUGAGUACUGCGGUGAAUAAGAGCUUUCGCUAUCUUAUAGAUUUAUAUACAAUAGAGUCUUAUGUGGUUAACAGAAUUGCUCUUAGAGUUUUCCUUUAGUAUGGAACGGCAUUUUCCUGUCCAUGUAGAUGUAGUAGAUUGUUUUCCACCAUACAUAUUCAUCUAUCCAAAUAUCAAAGAAAUGAUCGCCAUUUUGAAACUUGCUCUCGCGAGAGUACAGUCUGACGGGAAUGUGCAUGAGGUUGAAUCAGAGAGACACUUGCUGCGUCUAUGGAAAUGGAUCUGGAAAUAAGAUGCACAAUUCCCAUUUUGUAUCACCUUCAGACAGCUAUAUAAAUAUACAGACCUCUGAUUAAUUCUGGCUAGAAAAGAUCUGGUUCGUACUAACUCAACGAUAAACAACAGUAAAGCUGAAUAUGAUCUAAAUGUGACCAUUUCAGAAAAUACGUAUGUUCGUAUAUCACUUCAUAUACACAAAACAAAGGUCUACUUCCAAGCAUUGUUAGUGCUGUUCUACUUCUUUGCUUAUACUAAUAAAGGCUCUGGGCACUAUUGCAUA